AUGCGUCAUCUAACAUCAUUUGCACCUGCAAUUCGUUAUUUCUCAAGGUUAUCUGAGUUUAGGCCCACCAACAUGUCCAUGAGAGCACGCCCACUGCAUUGGAGAUCGUUCUGCUCAAGUCUGAAUUGCUUGAAUCGCAUCAUCAAGACAUCCAAAGACCGCAAGCUUCAUUUUGAUCAAGUCAACUCUUGGAAAGCGACCGGAAACCAGGACCAUGUCAAGAGCAAUGAGCCGAGAUUGCCCAAGAAGAAAGUAGCUCUAUUGAUAGGUUUCAAUGGCUCUUCAUUUCAGGGGAUGCAAAUAAACCCGGGUACAGUGACAAUUGAGAGCGUGCUGUUUGACGCCCUUUGUAAGACAGGUGCUGUCUCUACAUCUAAUGCAGUAGACCCCAAAAAGGUGCAGUUAAUGCGAGCCGCUCGCACAGAUAAAGGUGUCCAUGCUUCAUGUAACCUGGUAUCUCUCAAGAUGAUUUGUCAAGAUGAGCAGAUUGUAGAGAAAUUAAAUGCUGUGUUACCACCACAAAUAAGGGUUUGGGGCUAUGUGGAGACACAGCGCAAUUUUCAUGCCAAAAACAAGUGUGAUUCUCGCAUUUACGAGUAUCUGAUGCCAUCGUACGCAUUACAGCAACUAGAACCCAACAAAGAAUGGACCACACAACCGCAAUCAGAGCACGACAUUCAGAUUGCUACGGAAGACAGCACCCUCACUCGCUUCAUGAAACCAACUGAUCCAGCGAAAUUGCUUGCGUAUCGAGUAGAUCAAGAACGUUUCUCGAAAUUCAAGCGAGCCAUGCAAAUGUUCAAGGGCACGCACAACUUUCACAAUUACACCAUUGCAAGAAGUUUCAGGGAUCAAGCAGCCAACCGAUUCAUGAUUGAUAUCAAUGUCGACGAGCCCAUGAUGAUUGGAGGCAUGGAAUGGAUCAGUGUCAAACUGCAUGGUCAAUCAUUCAUGUUGCAUCAGAUUCGAAAGAUGAUAUCCAUGGCAAUGCUCUGCACUCGUACUGGCACUCCAUUGACUCUGUUACCCAAGACAUUUGAAUCAGCCAAAAUUAAUAUACCAAAAGCACCAGCUUUAGGCCUUUUGCUCGACCGACCUGUAUUCAAGUUGUACAAUGACCGGAUGCACGCAAUCGAGAGCAGACAAACGAUAGAUUUUGAUCAGUACAAGGAUGCAAUUGAGGCAUUUAAGAGAGAAUCCAUCUACUCCAAGAUAUUCGAGCAGGAGCAUCAAGACAGAGUGUUUGAUACGUUUCUGAUGACCAUUGAUUCGCAUGUGGACAAGGACUACAAGUUUUUCAACAAGGAGGGUAUCAUCCCAGACGAAUCUAUCCUAUAUACAAAAUACUCUGUGUAG
Messenger RNA from Mucor velutinosus, 1356 nucleotides. RefSeq lists its product as uncharacterized. Bases 1 to 1356 code for a protein of 451 amino acids. Gene Ontology annotation, biological process: mRNA pseudouridine synthesis; tRNA pseudouridine synthesis. NCBI's taxonomy places the organism in Eukaryota, Fungi, Mucoromycota, Mucoromycetes, Mucorales, Mucoraceae. The record is from RefSeq and is a predicted model, not a curated record. Gene Ontology annotation, cellular component: nucleus. Gene Ontology annotation, molecular function: pseudouridine synthase activity; RNA binding. The transcript has 6 exons.